This is a messenger RNA of Melozone crissalis (California towhee), 1673 nucleotides long. It is a transcript of the gene PSMA2, whose product is annotated as proteasome 20S subunit alpha 2. The coding region runs from base 34 to 738 and encodes 234 amino acids. Gene Ontology annotation, cellular component: proteasome core complex; proteasome core complex, alpha-subunit complex. The record is from RefSeq and is a predicted model, not a curated record. Lineage: Eukaryota; Metazoa; Chordata; Aves; Passeriformes; Passerellidae. Gene Ontology annotation, biological process: ubiquitin-dependent protein catabolic process. The transcript has 8 exons.
GCCGGCGCGGGGAGCGCAGGGGCUGGUGCCAAAAUGGCGGAGCGCGGCUACAGCUUCUCCCUCACCACCUUCAGUCCUUCUGGGAAGCUUGUUCAGAUUGAAUAUGCUUUGGCUGCAGUAGCUGCAGGAGCUCCAUCAGUUGGGAUUAAAGCGGCAAAUGGAGUGGUGUUGGCAACUGAGAAGAAGCAGAAAUCCAUUCUGUAUGAUGAAAGGAGCGUCCACAAAGUAGAACCAAUUACCAAACAUAUAGGUUUAGUGUACAGUGGUAUGGGUCCAGAUUACAGAGUACUUGUGCACAGAGCUCGGAAGCUGGCCCAGCAGUAUUACUUGGUUUAUCAUGAGCCCAUUCCAACAGCUCAGCUCGUACAGAGAAUUGCCUCGGUGAUGCAGGAGUACACGCAGUCUGGUGGUGUUCGUCCCUUUGGUGUAUCGCUGCUAAUAUGUGGCUGGAAUGAAGGGCGGCCGUAUUUAUUUCAGUCGGAUCCAUCUGGAGCUUAUUUUGCCUGGAAAGCAACAGCAAUGGGAAAAAAUUAUGUCAAUGGGAAAACAUUUCUUGAGAAAAGAUACAAUGAAGAUUUGGAGCUUGAAGAUGCUAUUCAUACAGCUAUCUUAACACUAAAGGAGAGCUUUGAAGGGCAAAUGACAGAAGACAACAUUGAAGUUGGCAUCUGUAAUGAAGCUGGUUUUAGGAGGCUUACUCCAACUGAGGUUAAGGACUACUUGGCUGCAAUAGCCUAGUAGAAACCCGAGCUAGACUGUGGUUCACACAAAGGUCUUUUUAAUUUUGGCUACUUAAAUGUUUUUCUUUGCAGUUUUUGCAUACUUAUUUCUACAUGGUUUGUCUGAGAGAUUUUUUAAACAUCAUGGAUGCAAAUACAACGGUCCUUGAUAUUGUAAUACAUGGAAUCUUGUUAAAGAUAAUUCUUUCCCUUGAUACACAAAAUACUGUACAAAAUGUAAAGUUAUAGUGACAGCUUAAAAAAGCCUAAAGAAUAAAAUCAGAGGCCAUUGUUUUUGGGGGAAGGUGUCUGUGUGUCUUUUCAAUCCUAGCCUGUUUACCUACAUAAAACUUAGAUUUCAGUAUCCUUAUUGCUGAGGAAACAAGAGUUUUUCAUAUAUAGCCAUGGUGAACUUAUGUUCAACCUUCUUUUAAAAAAUUUAAAUGUUGAGUGAUAGGAUAUUUUUUUUCACUUAGGAGUAUUAUUUAAAUGUUAAUUAACCUCCAGAAAUAGUUUUAUGGGAUGCACAAGAUCAUGUACUUUCACAAAGGGGCAGGAAAGGCUUCCAUUUCAAGUGUGUACUGUGACCUGAUUGAGCCACUCUGCUUUUGACCAUCCUGGUCUUUGUGUCCUAAGAACUUGUUUUACUUGAGUUAUUUUCUUGGCCCUUGAAAUUGCACCUUUACAGUCUUGAAAUAUUGUUAGGAAAAGUAGAAACAGUAACUCUUACUGAAAACUUAAUGCAUUUAUCACUAUCAAUAAAAAUCAAUUAGAUUUACAAAACAGUAUGAGAGUAUGUAAUGUAAUUACUUUAUCCCUUGAAUUGUGCUGAAGUGUUUUCCAACUUGCAAGAUAAUUCUAAAGAUGUAAUGAAAGGAGCAUUUAAUUUGUGCACCAUAACUUUUACAGAUAUUGUGUGGCUAUAUCAAUACAUUUUUUACAUGUGUAGAGUCA